AUGAGAUCGUUAUCUUCUCAACCGUUUAGCCUCAAAAAGAAGAAGAAGAAGAAGAAGAAGUAUCGACAUUUGACUUUUCAGGGUUACUCGCCGGAAUACUGUGCCCAACUGAUUGCCAACGCGAUUCGUGACCGCAAAACCGACUACAUCAUGGCGCACGCGGAUGCUCGCUUUGCCGUUUUCCUCAGAUACUGGUGGCCGACGCUGAUGAACUAUGUGCUCUACCUUCGUGGAACUAAGGACCAGUGGGCACCGAAAAACAAGAAUAACUGA
Messenger RNA from Caenorhabditis sp. 36 PRJEB53466, 273 nucleotides. The record is from the annotation of a GenBank genome assembly. Lineage: Eukaryota; Metazoa; Nematoda; Chromadorea; Rhabditida; Rhabditidae.